Megalops cyprinoides (Indo-Pacific tarpon) is the source of this 2106-nucleotide messenger RNA. RefSeq names its product transmembrane protein 151B. The record is from RefSeq and is a predicted model, not a curated record. The transcript has 2 exons. Bases 363 to 2030 code for a protein of 555 amino acids. NCBI's taxonomy places the organism in Eukaryota, Metazoa, Chordata, Actinopteri, Elopiformes, Megalopidae.
AUUUAAGUUUGUGUAUUUAAACAAUCAGAUAUUGCUCUACUGAACGUUAUUUCAGAUUUAUCCAUUGUUUGGCGAUGGCGUGUAUAUUUCGUUUGCUCUGGCUAGUGCACUACAUACAAUCUAAACCGUUUGUGGGAUUUCCCUUUUCACCGUCCUUGAACAUGCCGGAUAGCUUCUGCAGUCCCAGCCUCCCCGCCCCCCUGCUUGCUGCUAUGGGAGCACUCUAAGCGGGAUCCCCGACCUCCUUGGCUCCGGAAGGUGGCGGAUUGGGACUGGGAAAGGAGCUGAGCUAGUACCGAAAAAACAAGGAUUGUAAAAGGUCAGGCUUUAAAACCGCCCCUCUGCGAUGUCAAGAGAACAGGAUGCUGUCUCCCGAACUGGAAACUGAUACUGCUGCGGAGGAGACAGCAGCCAGCACCCUGAAUGGAGGCGAGGAUACCCCAGCCAGCAUCGAAGUCUUGGAAGAGCAGCGGCCGGUGAAGCAGUCCCUGAGUGCCUCCAUGUGGCGUGAGUCCCACUGGCGCUGCCUGCUGCUUUCGCUGCUCAUGUAUGGCUGCCUCGGUGCUUUGGCCUGGUGCCAGCUGACCCGCGUCACCAAGCUGAGCUUCGACUCCUCUGCCACCUCCUCCCUUACAGCCUCCAUCUCCUCCCUGCGGGGGGGCGGUGGGGACGGGCGCUCCAUGAUCUACCACGACAGCCCAUGCUCGGACGGCUACGUCUACAUCCCCCUGGCCUUCCUGCUCAUGCUGUAUGCUGUCUACCUGGUGGAGUGCUGGCACUGCCGUGCCCGCAGUGAGCUACAGUGCAAAGCCAACGUGGACAGCGUGUAUGAGCGCGUGCUGCGCAUGCGGCAGGCACGCCCCUGCGUCUGGUGGAAGGCCAUCAGCUACCACUUUGUUCGCCGCACGCGGCAGGUCACGCGUUACCGCAAUGGUGAUGCUUACACCACCACGCAGGUCUACCAUGAGCGUGUCAACACACACGUGGCCGAGGGGGAGUUUGACUAUGGCCGCUGCGGCGUGCGGGAUGUCUCGCGGGCCCUGCGGGGUCUGGAGGGCCACCCCGCUACUAGGCUGCGCUUCACUAAGUGCUUCAGCUUCGCUGGGGCGGGGCCAGAGAAUGCCUACCUCAACCAACGUGCCCGCUUCUUCUCAGAGAUCGAGGGGUUGGACGACUACAUGGAGGCACGGGAGGGGAUGCAGCUGAAAAACGUGGACUUCAAGGAGCACCUAAUUGCCUAUGUGGACCCCGACAGGCUGCCCUGGUAUGCCUCCCAGGUGGCCUUCUGGCUGGCAGCUCUACUCAUGCUGUCCUGGCCCUUGCGCGUGCUCAUGGAGUACCGCACAGCCUACGUGCACUACCAUGUGGAGAAGCUCUUUGGGCUGGAUUACAGCAACAGCAGCCCCUCCCCCUCUGGGGAUGACGCCCCCCUCCGGAGCGGUGCUUAUGGCCUCCCAAGAGCAGAGACUGUGGACAGCACAGAGCUGGAGUGGCAUAUCCGCUCCAACCGCCAGCUGAUCCCCAGCUACUCGGAGGCCAUGCUGAUGACCCUGGGUGGCUCGGGCUCAGGGGAGACUCGCUCGUCUGACGGUUUCCUGCAGAAUGGCAGCAGGGAACGGAGCUAUGGAGCGCUGGUCCAGGACUGUGAGCACUGCUGCCAGCUGCAGGACGGGCACGGCAGGGCAGCCACCAGCUCCAGCUGCUCCUCUAUCUUCUCCCGGCAUGCUUUCCACUCGCGGCUGUCGCUAGACACGUCUCACUUCUCGCUGUGCCGCAUGUAUGGCUCGCGGCACACUGUGGGGCUGUGGCGGAGCCAGAGCAGCACGCUGACGGAGCGCUGCUGCCUGGACGAGCCGUGCUGCCGCUCCUACUCCAGCCAGCUUGCCCUGAGCGACAGCCCGCCCACCUACCAUGAUGCCCGCUUCUUCCCUGUGCUGAUUGUGCACCGGCCGGAGGGCUGCGGGGACUCCACAGAGGUGCGACGCUACUACAUCCGACGGGGGUCCUGCUGUCUGGAGACAUCACUCUGAACCCCCCCCACCCGCGCUCAGACUCUGUGCUUGGUCUGGGACAGCACUGUCAGGCCGGUCUACUAAGACGCCCAGA